This is a messenger RNA of Anopheles bellator, 2513 nucleotides long. It is a transcript of the gene Rab7, whose product is annotated as ras-related protein Rab-7a. Gene Ontology annotation, biological process: phagosome-lysosome fusion; endosome to lysosome transport. The transcript has 5 exons. Gene Ontology annotation, cellular component: lysosome; phagocytic vesicle; late endosome. NCBI's taxonomy places the organism in Eukaryota, Metazoa, Arthropoda, Insecta, Diptera, Culicidae. The record is from RefSeq and is a predicted model, not a curated record. The coding region runs from base 286 to 909 and encodes 207 amino acids. Gene Ontology annotation, molecular function: GTPase activity; GTP binding.
UGGCGAAAAUAAGCAAUCAGACCUAAGCAAUAACUAACACCCAGCGAUGACGUAAAGCGAGAGUGAGAGGGAACCAUAGGUGACACAUUGGCUGUCGAUAAACGAAAAUUUCCCGACGUUCUUCCCCAAUGUCUAGAAAAAGGCCUAGUUUGGGUGCGGAAAGCAUUUCCGUGCCUUGCGAACAACGCAACGCAUCGCUGGUCGAAGUGUCACACUUUCAGCCGGCAGUACUGCAAAAAUUGCCACAAGUGAUCUCCAGAGGCGGAGGAAAAGGUUCUCUUCGAAAUGGCCACCAGGAAAAAAGCUCUCUUAAAGGUGAUCGUCCUCGGAGAUAGCAGCGUCGGCAAGACGUCCCUUAUGAAUCAGUACGUGAACAAACGUUUCUCGAACCAGUACAAGGCGACGAUCGGUGCGGACUUUCUCACGAAGGAAGUGGUGAUCGACGAGCGCGUCGUAACCAUGCAGAUUUGGGAUACUGCCGGGCAGGAGCGUUUCCAGUCGCUGGGUGUGGCCUUCUACCGUGGCGCAGACUGCUGCGUGCUGGUGUAUGACACGACCGCUCCGAAUACGUUCAAAAAUCUGGAAUCAUGGCGAGAUGAGUUCUUAAUACAGGCGAGUCCCCGCGACCCGGACCACUUCCCGUUCGUAGUCCUUGGUAACAAGAUAGAUCUGGAAAAUCGCGCUGUGUCCACAAAGCGCGCCCAGCAGUGGUGUCAGGCGAAGAACGAUAUUCCAUACUUUGAAACAUCGGCCAAGGAAGGCAUCAAUGUGGAUCUAGCGUUUCAAACCAUCGCCAAAAAUGCAAUAGCCCAAGAAAGCGAGGUUGAUCUGUACAACGACUUCCCCGAUCAGAUCAAACUGAACACUCGCGACAACCGGCCACGAAACGGAGACAACUGUUCGUGCUAAUAUUAUCGAAUUAGUAAAAUUGACCGUCACCCUCCAAAUACACCAGACAGCGCCAGUGUCAACACUGGUGUCCGCAACAGCGAUAAUAGCGUCAACACUAGUAGCUACUGCAACCGCUGUCUUACCAGCGGCGAUGCUGACCGUGCUACAAAAGACGAAAUCCUUCCCAGCAGAAAAGGACGACUAAUUUCCAGAACCUAGUUUGCUACACUCUAAUCCGAUGUACGAUUAGCGUGUUGCCGGCGGAAACAUGAGUAGCAGCUGUACAAGUGAUCAUACCGAUUGUGACCGUGCUUUUUCCCUUUCCGCAUACUGACGGCGUGCGGUCAAGGAGUCUUUUUCGGCGUUUUUUGCAUUAUCCUAUCCGCUGCAUCCGUGUUACACGGUGCAUCAGGCGUUAGACUGUUCAAACAAACUCGAUGAUGAUCAGAAAUUGGGCCGUUUUGUUUGCGUGUUGCCUUUAUUUGAUACAAACAUAAACUGCUUCCUGAAUCAUCAUUUACAAAAGAAAUGUUUAAAUGCUUAUUAGAGCACAGCCAUCGUUCGCAAAGGUUCGCUUGUUGUGCUUAUAACGGUCGCUUCCACCAGACAGCCAUUAUGAGAUAAUGCAAACACACCUAAAGGAUUGAGCACCUUUCGACGAAUGAAAAAGGGUAAACUUUAGUUCGUUGCACUGUUCGAUUGCACGCCGGCAGCUACUGCCCACAAUUAUUGUCCAAAAACGGCAACGGGCAAGUUGUACAGUGGCGUUGGAAGACGAUAGCCAGUUAUUCUAUCGUACACAAUGUUCUGAGAGAUUCGCAAAUCAAACUAAAAUCACAAAACGGAUGCGCAAUGAACAGUGCGAUACAAAACAGUUGACUUUCACCGAACAAGUUACGCUCGUUGUGCAACACUAAAAUCAUAGCAAAUUAAGUGGAGGCAGGAAGGACUUUAUGACAUCAAUUGAAGUGAACAAACCAUUGGAGGGUGAAGAAGUAAUGUGUAGAAAUAGUAAAGCCGUAAUUGAUAAUUCUAUGGAACAUUAUAUACAUAAACAUUAAAGAAACAAAUAUUAUAUCUCCUAGAGAACCGAAACAAUAUUAGAAAAAUGUUUUUUUCCUGUUUCGUCCUAUGAGUCGAUUCCACGUGCGGUGAAAAAGCCUCCGUUAUCUUAUCGAAAUGUUGGCCACAUGUUUACUAAAACCAAUUCGUUCCAUACUUCUGCGUGCAACCGCGGUUCACAAGCUAAUAUUCUAAGUUCUUAGGAUUUUCUAACAUGUUUUGCAGCAGAAUACAUUCGCAUACGACACUUGGCCGAAUCCCGGGUAUGCGUGCAAUUAAAAAAUCUCAAUCAGAAAAGCAAAAUACCGUAUUUGCACCGUCAUGAUUCCGAAUAUGUAGUGAAAGCAAGGCAAACAGAACUGUCUCAGCGCUCCAGGCAAAACGAAUCUCGGAGGAAGCUUCGUUUUGGCGACGUUCACAGGCACAGACAAACAUUCGUAAACUUUUUAGCUAUGAAAAACGAAAACGUGAUCGGGUAAGAUGAUGCCGUGUCGGGUACAGAUAAACAAAACAAACAUUGUAAAUGUGGCAGAUUUAACGAUAAAAACAAUAAAUCUUUA